Messenger RNA from Scatophagus argus, 2342 nucleotides. RefSeq names its product trace amine-associated receptor 1-like. Gene Ontology annotation, biological process: G protein-coupled receptor signaling pathway. The transcript has 4 exons. Lineage: Eukaryota; Metazoa; Chordata; Actinopteri; Scatophagidae. Gene Ontology annotation, molecular function: trace-amine receptor activity. The record is from RefSeq and is a predicted model, not a curated record. The coding region runs from base 1454 to 2038 and encodes 194 amino acids. Gene Ontology annotation, cellular component: membrane.
GGUGUAUACUCAUCAGUCGCAGUAUAUCACCGAGGCUGUUGUUGUGUGUGCAUAGACACUUUUGUGGGCUCAUUUUCAUAGGAUUAUAUUAGGUUAGACAGCAGAGUGUGUAUUAUGCAGCUGUGAAUUCAUAAGGAUGAGAGAUUAAUCUCAUAGAAAUCUGUUCAGUAAUUGACCUAAAAUUAUAAUGAUUGUUUUAAAUACAAGAAACUAGUUCAUUUAAUUCUGGACUUUUGUCUGUAUAUUUUUAAACCAAAACUAGGCAUAUUCAUAAUUGAGUUGUACUGCUGUUGUUUAGUCUGCAAGAAGAUUGUCACUGAAAAGUAGCUCAUGAAAGGACUUACAAAGUUUAUGUUAUCCUUCAAUGGGUAAACUGACAGGUAAUGGAGCGGCUGGUCAUUUCUUUGCCUUUGACCACCUGUCGUGGCCGCUUACUUCCACAGUCAAAGACCACUUUGUUUGAAUAGAUGGUAAACUUAAUGGCAUGUGUCUCACUGCAGUUGUGUUUAUUGAUCAUUACUUAGUUAAGGCAACACAUCCACAUUUAUGUCUCAGUCCGAUCCACUACCAAACAGGUAACACAUCCAUGGCUGGUUAAUCUCCUAAACACAGGCACUUUAAAUGGCUCUCCACACGGUCAAAACUUGUACCGUGCCUCUCUAUAUAAACUGCCUUGUUAAUCAAAAAGCACCACGUUGCUCUAAACAAUACAAUGUCAGUCACGUCAUAAAGCACUAUUAAUGUUGUAAAGAAGUCAUAAUAACUUCAACUCCAAUAUUUUAUGGCAUGAUAAUGCAAAUAAAAACAGAAUCUUAACAUAGAACAAAACAUGAAUUUAUAUAUGAAUUCAAAUAAAAAACACUCAAAUAUAUGAGUGGCCGUUAGGGACAUUAUUCAGAAUUACCUUUCACAUGCAUAUAUAAAACACAACAUAUUCACACACUAUAGUAAAAGCCUCGUACACAAAUGCUUUCACAUACACUACUGAGAUGUUAUGCUCUCUCAUACACACUACUAAAACGCUCUCAUGCACACUAUUGAAGCGCUCUCACACGCACUACUGAGAUUUCAGUGUAACCGGAAGGCGUUUCAGUAUAACCGGAAGGUGGCUCGGAAGUUUACGGUGGCCGGGAAGUGCAACCCAAUAUUACAAAAUGUGAAACACUUUUACAACGUUUGAGCCAAAUUUACAUGUUAGAAAACAUAUUUCACUUUACAUAUUUACAUAUUUUACAUAUCCUAAAACAGAAUUACAUUACCAAAACAAAUGUACAAGUCCCGAAGCACGUUGCUAUUUUCAAGCAUCAACCGGAAAGGGAAUGUACCAACUGCGGGGUUGGACCGGAAGUGAUAACGGGGAGCGGCCAAUACGAAUUGUUGUCGUUGAUGGAGUUCACGAUCAUCCAAGAUGGACAGCGAAAGAGAGAAGUUUUGACCGUUCUGUGGACAACAUAUGGGCCGCUUAACGCGGUUUUGUUUUUUGUGCGGUCAGUCUUUAGACUUUUUAAGUAGCAUGGAGCAGUCGGUAGGACCAAAUGCGCAAAGGUCAUCUCAAGAUCCUGAUAAUGCUAAACAAACAGAAAAACUUGCCCCUCACAUAAGCAGUUCCUGGAGUCCAGAAACUCCAAGAGGAAGACAUCGGGCUAAAGAACGAAAACACGUCCAGAGAUGCACCAGGAUGUUCAGCAACUCUUCGGCCAGGACAGAAUGUGAGGCUGCUGUGUCUGUUGAGGAUGUUUUGAUGUUUGCAACUGGGCUGACAUCACUUCCCCCCCCUCUGGUUUGGAACCAUCCAUCCAUUUUCUAUACCGCUUAUCCGUCAGGGUCGCGGGGGAGCUGGAGCCUAUCCCAGCUGACUACGGGCGAGAGGCGGGGUUCACCCUGGACUGGUUGCCAGUCAAUCGCAGGGCCUGGUUUGGAACCAUUGCCACAAAUAGAGUUCCUGGAUGACUCUCCAUAUUACUGGAUGACUGGAGACUCUAAAAACCUUGUUUGGUUUUUGUUGCUGUUGUCAUUGGUGCACCUAAAUGUGCAGUAGCUUUUGUUAAAGAGGUUUUUAAAAUGUUAAAAGUAUGUAAGCAUUUUUGCUCAGUCAGUUGUUUUAGAUCCACGAUUCUCAAACUGUUGUCUGUUUAUGAAUCACUGUUUUAGAUUUAGAAUGAAAAAAACAACAACAAGCAUUUCAAGAGAUUUUGUUCUCUGUACAAAAAUGUAAUAACUGCUCAUUACUUUGCUUUUUUUUUCCAUUCAUGUUUCCCUCUUUGAAAUAAUUAAGCUGUAGGUGACAAAUUCACACACUUUGUGUACAUGUUCCACUAUUACAAUAAACCUCUCUUCCAUUC